This is a messenger RNA of Trichomonas vaginalis G3, 1056 nucleotides long. Its product is annotated as cell division. The record is from RefSeq and is a predicted model, not a curated record. Bases 1 to 1056 code for a protein of 351 amino acids. Gene Ontology annotation, molecular function: cyclin-dependent protein serine/threonine kinase regulator activity. The transcript has a single exon. Gene Ontology annotation, cellular component: nucleus; cyclin-dependent protein kinase holoenzyme complex; cytoplasm. NCBI's taxonomy places the organism in Eukaryota, Parabasalia, Trichomonadida, Trichomonadidae. Gene Ontology annotation, biological process: mitotic cell cycle phase transition; regulation of cyclin-dependent protein serine/threonine kinase activity.
AUGCUACAUUCUAUUGGCAUCACAAGUGAAAACACAUUUUCGAACUUUUCACUUCCUAAAUGUGGCUCAGCAGAUAUGAUUCACUCAAUAGCUCUUCAGCAAACAAGAAAAGAUUAUUCAAGAUCAGAUGAUGAGUAUAGUGAUCCGUCUAUUAUUCUUGAUAGUGAUGAUGAAGAUGACGAUGAUUGCAUAUUCAGCGAUUUCGAUCUUCCAGACGAUUUUACAAUCCCGAAUCAGAAAGCAAUCGCCCAACCAAAAGAAUUUCAUUACGAUAUGGCUCAAGUAUUACAGAACGAAGAGACAUCACAAAUCAUUCCCUAUGGAUUGAUAGCCGAAGUCCAAGGUUCAAAAUUUAGCCAAUAUAGAUUUUUACUUGCUGACUGGCUGUUCAAUCUCUCAUUUUGUUAUCCAACCAAUACAGAAACUCUCUUCCAAUGCUUCAAGGUAAUGGACACAUAUUUAUCCAAAAAACAUGUUCCAUUAUCAAAAUUACAGCUUAUUGGAUGCUCAUGCCUUUGGAUAUGCUCAAAGGUUGAUUUUCAUACAAUAGAAACAUUAGAUCCUCUCACAAAAAACUGCCAUCAAAAAUACACAAAGGCUGAAUUCCGUCAGGCCGAAAUCGAUAUUCUUACAACAGUAGAUUACAAAAUACAGACUGCUUCGGCCAACUAUUUCUUAAAGUACUUCCUCGAAAAAAUUAACGCAUCUGCAAAACUCAGCGCAAUAGCAUCAUUUUAUUCAGAAGUUUCAUUGUUGUAUAUGAACUUCAGUUCGUAUGCUCCUUCAGUGAUUGCUUUAUCUUCAUUGAUUAUUGCAAACCAUCUUUUGAACAAUGCAUGCGAUUUACGUCCGUUAAAGUGCUAUCUGAAGAAUGUAUGCCAAAAUGAUAUCCUUCUUUGCACCAAUAUGCUUAAUAGAUCUGGCGGAAAUAUAAUUACAAGAGAGAAGCUCGGCAUCUGCAAGAAACUUCGUAGACGUUAUCAUGAAAAAGAUAUAGAUUUGUUAAUUGCUAAAUCGGCUGAUUUGUUUGAGUCAUUUAGUUCAAUUGUUCAUUAA